Eimeria tenella is the source of this 1434-nucleotide messenger RNA. RefSeq lists its product as uncharacterized. Lineage: Eukaryota; Apicomplexa; Conoidasida; Eucoccidiorida; Eimeriidae. The transcript is spliced from 3 exons. The record is from RefSeq and is a predicted model, not a curated record. The coding region runs from base 1 to 1434 and encodes 477 amino acids.
AUGGCCUACGCAGCUCUUCAUGAAGGCGAAGACCCCCACAACUUCGGGGGAGGGGCCCCAGGCUCUUCUUUAUCUUCUUUUUUGUCUAAGGGCCUCAACACUGCUGCAGCUUUAGGGGACUCUGGGGUUUCUACCCGUACCCACAGCCCCCUGGGCUCUUCAGCGGGCCCCAGGGGCUCCCACGAGGGGCCCCACGGGGGCCCCCCGGGGGGCCCCCACGGGGGCCCCCCCGGUGGCCCCCACGGCCCGGGGGGCCCCCUCGAGUCGGGGGCCCCCAGCAGCAGCAAGUCUGUGCCCCAGGAGGCCCAGGGGGAAACUUCAGUGAGGACUGUCCGCAGCGACAGCCAAGAGGGUACGGAUUUGGGGCCCCCAGGGGCCCCCGGGGGCCCCGGGGGCCCCGGGGCCCCCGGGGGCCCCUACAAACCCAAAAAGCUCUUUUCCUUUGAAGAUGCAGCGCAGCAGCGCAGCGGGGCCCCACACUCUGCCCCUGAAAGGGCCCUAAGGCUGGUAACUGCUUUGACGGCGGAAGGCUGGGAGUUGGCAGCAGAAAAGGGCCAGGGCAUUUCUUUGAAAGCUCUCUUUUGCUGCCACUCCGCUGCUGCUGCUGCUGCUGCUGCUGUUGCAGCUGCUGCUGCUGGAGUGCCCUUUGCCUGCCGCGACAGCUGGCGGCGCAGCCAGUUGGCUCUGGUGCGGCUGACAGCAGCAGCAAAAGAAACUGUGGGGCUCAGCAACCUCGUCCUCGGCAUGCAUGUCUUCGUCGCUGCUGCUGCUCUUUUCUUUCUUUCUGCUUCCUCGCUGCUGCUGGGGGUGGCCCCCCGCCUCCCUGCGCUCAGCCGCCUUCUUUGGGGGCCCCUCUUGGGGGCCCCCCUGGGCCUCUGUACCCACGCGAUAGCAAAGCUGCAUGCAAAAGCAGCAAAGCAGCUGCUGUUCUCGCUGCUGCUGGAAGCAGAGCGCAGCGGGGCCCUUGGGGGCCCCCUGGAGGCCCCCCUGAGGCCCACCUGGGUGGCUCUGGGGGGACAGCAGCAGCAGCAGCAGCAGCAACAGCAGCACAGUCUGUGGCAGAAGGCGCUGCGCCUUUUUGGCCACGUGGACCCGUCAGCGUUGCUGCGUAAGGCCGUCAGCAGCAGCAGCAGCAGAAGCAAUGCGGAAGCAGCAGCAAACCAGAACCAGCAGCAGCUGCUGCAGCGGCUCACCUGCGAAGACGUCGAAGCAGCUCUUCCGCGGGACAUGCAAGAGCAGCAGCAGCUGCAGCAGCUGCAGCAGCUGCAGCAGCUGCAGCAGCUGGAGAGAAGCCCCGCGAGCCCAGCAGAGCCUGCGCUUUCUUCCAGCUGCAGCAGCAGCAGCAGCAGCAGCAGACACUUCAACGGGGCAGAUGGCCGCAGGGGGGCCCCCAGUGACAGCGAAGACCUCGAUGAGGGGCAGGAGGCCCUCUGA